Moneuplotes crassus is the source of this 2299-nucleotide messenger RNA. The record is from the annotation of a GenBank genome assembly. Lineage: Eukaryota; Ciliophora; Spirotrichea; Euplotida; Euplotidae.
AUGCUAGCAAUUGCUAUUUUGAUCUACGGUUCAUUGCAGACAACCAUGAUGCUAAGAAAGGGUGACACUAAUAUUUCAGUGAAGGAGUUUUUCAUUGAUAGAACGAAUGACUACAAGAUACAUACUCCUUUCCCAAAAAUUCAGCUAUCUUUCAUCCUUGAAAAGGAUGGAGUUGACCUCAUCCAGCAAGGAGGCUAUGUUGAUGUCAAAGUAAACCAAGUUGAGCAAGUCUAUUUGAAGAAUAAUAUAACUGGCAUUGAGCAAAGAGACAGGACUAAGACGGCCAUUUCUUAUGAAAAAUGAGGUGGAAACUUUAAUUCAAAUGAUAACCAGACUAAAGAUAAUUUGAAUAUAGCUAAUUAUUAUUGCCUCACUAAUAAUUCUUUUACUGUUGGAGGUAGCUACUACUCUCCACAGUUUAAUUACUUUGAAAUCAGAAUGAACAAAUGUCAAGCUAGCGGCUCUGUUACUUGUAAGGAUGCAGCAGAGAUAGAUCGGGCUCUAACUGCAGCAGAUAUCAAGAUCGGUAUUACUAAUAGCUAUGUUGACCUUAAUGAUUACAAUGACCCUAUCAAAUAUUAUAUCGAUGAUACUUUUUAUUGGGAAACUUUCUCUAAUUUAAGGCUUAAAAUAGAUGCAGAGUUGCAGAAAAAUGAAGGGAGUUUCCAAGAUUCACUUUUUCAGCUAUAUGAACCUGAUUCAAAGGAGUUCUUUCAGAUGACAAAAGGGAAAGAGUCACUCAUUCCGCAGGAUAAUACUGAAGAGUUCUUUACAUUUUACAUUCGAACAGAUCAAGUAAGGAAAAUUAUUGAUCGAAAAGUGUACAGUAUAGGAGACCUCAUUGGACAAAUCGGAGGUAUCUUCGAAAUUUUGCAUCUAGGCGGAGCCAUUAUUACAUUCCUUGUAGCUGAGAAGUUGUCUACUGCUGCAAUAGCAUCAACUUUAUAUUUUGUUGAUAAAAAUGAUGGUACUAAUAAUGAUACAAACAAAAGCGGAGGUAAAAUGAGCAGAAAAGUGCACCCAAAGAACUCUCGAUUUCACCAGCACAACUCCAUACCAGGAUCUCAUCGCGACAAAUCUACAGAUUAUAAUAAGUCCUGAAGACAAGAUAGCAACUGAAUUACCUUGGAUAAGUUUAGUGCUGAUGAGGAAUCCCAUGAAUUUGAAGAUGCUCAAAAAGAAAUUUCCAAGAGACAGAGAUUCAAGUACACCACCAAAAAUGCUACUUGGUUCUUACUCUUGUUCGGGUGGGUAAAGCCUUGACUGGCUUUCUUCCUUCCAAAGUAUAAUCCAAAGCUGCCAAAGCAUGAGGAGAACUACUAUCUUGCAUCAGACAGAAUUUCUGAUGAGCUUGAUGUUACAAAGAUACUAAAAGCUAUGAGGGACUUAAAAUUAUUGAUAUCAGUCCUUCUUACUCGUAACCAGAAGUUAGUUUUAGACAUACAGAAGCAAAGCAUGAUUAAACCCUCGAAAUUGGAUGUACUAACCGUCAAGGUUGACCAAGAGGCGGAUCCAGUUCAAGAGAAACAUUAUGAUGCUUCAAGCUUGAUAGAAGGGCUAAACUGAGAUGAUUCUGAUAGGAAAAUCAACAGUGAAAUUUAUUUGAAUGAAGUCCUGAAGAGCAUGAAUCUGAGAAGCUCUAAUCUUGACCAGAAGCUUUACCGCUCAAUUUUCGAUGAGGAUGUUCAUAACUAUGAUCCAAAGCAUGUUGGGAAUAUUGAGACUUACACUGUAAAUCUUCAAAGAAGAUCUGAUUACGAUACAUUAUCAGAUAGAAGCUGCUCGGAGCAUAAAAAUGGCCAUAAGACAAUUGUUGAAGAAACAAAAGAGUAUUGUAACCUGAAAGCUCCUUCGGAAUCUAACAGGAAAGAAGGCCAUCGACGAGAUCUUCGGAUUCUUAGUGAAGAGGUUAAAGAGGCAGAGUCAAUGAAUGAUGGAUACAGUACUAGGAAACAAAAUGGCAUUGAAAGCCCCGGAUUUGCACUCUCAAUGAAAGAGAAUAACUUCUUUAAGAAAAAUACUGCAGUUGUAAAAAAAAAAGAACAGAAAGUAAUCAGCCAUCCUUUAUACAAGAAAGCAGAGAACCAAAGCUUGAAUCAUACACUUAAUCCUAAUAGAACUCCGAAAAGGAAGAUUAUUACUACAAGUCCGAGGGAUUUAACGAUUUUGAGAGGAGAGAACACUGGAAGCUUAUUAAGAGAGUACGAAAACAAGGUCUCCAAAGUCUUGGGCUCUUCCUACCAUUCUGAGCAUACUCAGUAGACCUAGAUCCUCCUAAAAUAUCAUUAUUUUCAUGAUU